ACGUUUAUGGUUGGCCAAUCCAAUCGUCACUCACUUUCCCUCCCUUCCUCUUACCAAAUCCGUUGGCCUUUCAUUGCUUGCUUUCAGUGCCAACACUCUCUAACCCUUUUUUCUCUCUGCACAAACCACAAAACUCUCUCUCUUUCUUUUCCGCAAAAGCAGAAUCUGAAAAUGAAGAGGUCACAAAGUAGUAGCAUUUGUAUCCGUAAUUUCAGAAUCCAGCUUCUGGUAUUCGCUAUUUGCUUUCUUGUUACACGUUCUUCCGCCCUCAAGAUCGGAGAAACUUGUUCAGACAAAUGUGACGCUGGUCUCAGCUGCCAGACAUGCCCUGCAAAUGGGAACACCCGACCCAGAUGUUGUCGGACACAACCUACAAGCCCCACCUCCAAAGUGAAAGGCCUACCAUUUAACCGGUAUUCAUGGCUCACCACACAUAAUUCCUAUGCUUUGGCCGGAGCUAGAUCGGCCACCGGAUCAUUCAUCGUUGCUCCGAUGAACCAGGAUGACAAGGUUGCUGAUCAACUCAAAAAUGGUGUUCGAGGAUUCAUGUUGGAUAUGUAUGAUUUUAUGAACGACAUCUGGUUAUGCCACUCUGCUCAAGGCAAAUGCUACAACUUCACUGCAUUCCAACCUGCCAUCAAUGUGCUUAAAGACAUGAAGUCAUUUCUGGAUGCAAAUCCAUCUGAAAUAAUCACAAUCAUCAUUGAAGACUAUGUCACUUCCCCCCAAGGCCUAACUAAGGUCUUUAAAAAUUCUGGCCUCAGCAACUACAUGUUCCCGUUGUCUCGGAUGCCAAAGAAUGGCCAAGACUGGCCCACCGUGGAUGACAUGGUACAGAAGAAUCAGCGCGUUCUUGUUUUCACCUCUAAACGCGACAAGGAAGCUUCUGAGGGCAUUGCUUACCAGUGGACAUACAUGGUAGAAAACCAGUAUGGAGAUGAUGGCAUGAAAAAUGGUUCUUGUCCAAACCGAGCAGAAUCACCAGCAAUGAACACAAAAUCUAGGUCACUGGUUCUGAUGAACUAUUUUCCUUCAACUCCAAAUCGAUCUGCCGCAUGUGCUGACAAUUCAGCUCCAUUAGUUAGCAUGAUGAAGACUUGCUAUGCAGCUUCCGGCAACAGGUGGCCGAAUUUCAUCGCCAUUGACUAUUACAUGAGGAGUGAUGGCGGAGGAGCACCAGAAGCAGUUGAUGAAGCAAAUGGUCAUCUUACUUGCGGCUGUGAUAACAUUGCUUACUGCAAGGCAAACGCUAAGUUUGGCACAUGUGAUGUUCCUCCCAUCCCUCCACCUCCACCUGCUACCGUAGCACCAUCCACUUCAAACCAGCAGCCUCAAGAUAAUAGUGCCUCAAAAGUUGCUUGUAAUAACAGAACAACCAAGCUGAUGCAAUUGGUUGUGUUAACUCUGGCUACCAUGACUUCCUUGUCAUUGUUCUAGAAUGCCAUGAGAUUGUUCAAGUUUUUUAGAAUGUGAAAAUUAUGUAUAUUUAUGUAUGUAUGUAUGUAUUAUGUAUGUGUACACGUGUUGAGUUUAGUUUGUCCAGCGAAUCUGUUGUGUGGAUCUGAGUCAUUUUUUAACACACGGCAAUUCAGUGUUGUAUUC
This is a messenger RNA of Arachis ipaensis, 1602 nucleotides long. RefSeq names its product PI-PLC X domain-containing protein At5g67130. The record is from RefSeq and is a predicted model, not a curated record. NCBI's taxonomy places the organism in Eukaryota, Viridiplantae, Streptophyta, Magnoliopsida, Fabales, Fabaceae. Gene Ontology annotation, molecular function: phosphoric diester hydrolase activity. Gene Ontology annotation, biological process: lipid metabolic process.